This is a messenger RNA of Adineta steineri, 744 nucleotides long. The record is from the annotation of a GenBank genome assembly. NCBI's taxonomy places the organism in Eukaryota, Metazoa, Rotifera, Eurotatoria, Adinetida, Adinetidae.
AUGGCAAGAAACAUUCCAAGACAACAGCCUAUGUAUAUUUCAACACUUAAUAUCAAUGUUGAUGAUCUUGAUGCACAAUCUCAAGAAGAUUACAGAUAUCAACAUAGUUCACAAGAAACAAUAUCAUUAAAGUCGCCCAAAACCAAUACUCGUUCAUAUUUAAUGAUAUUAGUUGUGAUUCUUAUUAUCAUUACUUUGUUAUCCAUAGUAGCAUUAGUUAUUGGCAUUUAUUCACUCGCUUUGACUAUGAAAAAUUCUGCGACAAAUACAGUAGUAUCCGCAACAACAGUAAAUACAGCAACAAUAAGUGCAUCUGCUGAAUGUUCAUCCUCACCUCUUACAACAUAUCAGGUCUCAACUACAGUACCACCUCAAUGUUCAAAUUAUACGCUUAACACCGAUGAAACACGUAAUAUUGCCUAUACAAGUUCGCUUAAUUACUGUGAUAAUAUAUUACCAUUCAAUAGCACUACACCUGUAUGGAUUCGUUUUCAAGAUCAAGCAGGAACAUUAAUAGCUAAAUCUCCUGUACCACCUAAUUCUUGUGGUAGUACUGCCACUGGAUGGUAUGCUGGUCAAUAUCCAAGCGCAUUUUUUACUACAGCAACAAGUAUUGUCUGUUUCUUUUAUGCAGCGAAUACCUGUUAUGCUUGUAAUUCAAUAUCAAUAACAAAUUGUCAAACAUUCUACGUAUUUUUACUUCCUGUAACACCAUCCUGUAAUUAUCGUUACUGUACUUUAUGA